Molecule: messenger RNA, 383 nt
Organism: Pelobates cultripes (western spadefoot toad)
Lineage: Eukaryota; Metazoa; Chordata; Amphibia; Anura; Pelobatidae
Source: the annotation of a GenBank genome assembly
UGUCUAUGGCACUCCUACAGACCGCCACCCGCUCUGGUGGUGUCGGCCUCCCAAAUAUCAGACAGUACUACAGGGCAGCAAUUCUGUCCUCAGGUGUUCUUCUACAUGCUCCACCUAACACAACUCAAUGGGCGGACAUGGAAAGGGCACAAUUCUGUAAUCAAUCCCUACUUGAGCACCUAUGGACGCCCAAGCAAAUAAGACCGAGGCGACAAGCUCUCCUCCCAACCACCCAACUUACAAUAGCAAUGUGGGACGAAUUCAUGGGAGCAAAGGGUUACAACAACUCCUUCCACCCUAAAUCACCCAUCUCGACUCUCAGAGCAGUAGUACCAGAUAUCCCACUCCAAGACUGGCACUCCUUGACCCAGUUGAAAGAUAAA